GCCUUAAAAAUGUGCAAAAAUGAAACCUGAAUAGAAAUGCAAAAGUAAAAGUGAAAGUGAAGGACAACAGAACUAUGCAGCGCGGAAACACACUACUUGUAGAUGGGCAACAAGGAAUGCCGACCCUCUGCUACACGACCCCGUUCCAGUACGGAGCUCAAGUCAGGACCUUCCAAGAUUACAGGAUCCACGAGUACAUAGACGAGCAGAAACUAUCCCUCUUCAGAUCACCUUUUGACUCACCGUAUCCUAAGAUAGACGUGGACUUGAAAUACUUUAAGAUAGUGUGUGAGGAUGCAGAAGAUAAGAACAAAGGAGAUAUAAAUGGCCAGACAGCACUGCAUGCUAUGUGCCUGUACGGAUCUGUCAACUCUCUGAAGAUCCUUCUAGAAGCGGGAUCAGAUCUGGGAUGUGAGGACCUUGCUGGCUUCUCGGUAGCUCACUAUUGCACCAUGUCAGACAGAGCGGACUUGCUGUCUUAUCUAGAUAGAAAUGGUGUGUCGAUCACUAAACAAGCUCUUACCACAAGCAGGACGCCACUCCACGUGGCUAGCAUUUGUAACAGUGUCCAGUGUGUCAAGUACCUGCUGGAGUCUGGAGUUAACUGUAAUCAGGUUGAUAACUUUGGUUACUCUCCCCUAUGGCUCGCUCUUUACUAUGGUAACGAUAAAAUCUGUCAGCUGCUGUCCCAACACGGGGCCCAAAUAAAUCUCAACGAAGUGGACAAAGUAUGCUUCGUGUUCCGGACAGUUGAAAAGAGCACAGAGUUUGGAACGUGGUUGCUGGAUUCCUAUAUCACUACUUGUAAGUACAGGGGUGUGUCCUGUGUGUGGCUCAACAACUUUGUGAACGGGGUUUCUUACGAGAGUACGGACUUAUCACACCCUUAUCUCUACCUCGCCUCUCUAAAACAGCAGGUCAUUGAUCACCCCGUCAUCAGAGCCUAUACUCGAGCAGCUUGGCAAUACUUUGGCAGAAAAUCUGCAGUCUUGAACGUAGUUACCUAUUUCACAUUUAGUCUCCUGUGGACUCUCCAUUUCUUGUCCGAUAACGGGAAAACGUUUAGAGAUAAGAGCAAUGUGGGGAGGAUAAUAACCUUCUCUUUACUCCUUCCUUACGCUGGGUUAAUGAUAUAUUACCUGGUGGUGAAGAUAAGGUGUAUUUACAGGAAACAAGUGGAUUGCAUUCUGUUCGAGAUGAGACUGGUAGAUAAGGAACUGGAUAAUAUACAUCCUUGUAUGUGGCGAGCUUAUCUAGUGCUGCUACGAGACAAGAGGGGACUCGCUCUCAAGUUAGAUCAGCUCAAGAUUGGGAAGGUGCUUGUGCAGCAGGUUAACGAGCUGGUUGUAAUGUUAUUGACGGUUAUUAUUCUGGUUCUAGACCUGGUGAUGACAGUGGCUAGUGAGGAGGAAGAAAGAAGACAGGAGAUUAAUGUAGCGUACAUUGUGAUCAGUAGUUGCGUCUUAGUCCUGGUCUGGCUGAACACCCUCUUCAAGCUCCGUUACUUUCGAGAGUUUGGAACUUUCCUCGUCUCUGUAAAGAGACUCGCCAGUCUUCUUCUUAAAUUCUCUGUAAUGUUUAUAUUUUUCUACAUUCCCAUAGCCUGCGUGUUUUGGAAAACAAUCUACCAAAGUACAGACGUACCCCACGUGACGCCCCACGUGACACCCCACGUGACAGCCACUGUUGAUAAUACUACGAUAGUCACCUUCCCUGAUGCUUUCUACAGAGUAUACCGCAUGACCUUUAGUGACUACACGUACAGUGAUGGGCUAAAGAUAGCGGCUAAACAAGGUCUGCCCGCCUGGUGGAACAUUCUGACCUUCUACUGGCUGACAGUGGGCGGGCUCAUCUUACUCAAGAUCUUAGGAGCUAUGGUAUUUUCAGCCCUGUCUCAACCUCUCAACCAGGCCCUCCUUAUAGCGUACACAGAGCGACUUCGCUACAUCUGCGAAUUGGUAAUGAACCAGAGCAGUUCUAGCAGACAGGACUUCGCCAGAUUCCUCGAAAUGGAGUGUAAACCCUACGUGAGUGAAGGGGAGCUUAUCAGGGAUGUUAGGACGGCGGAGAGGGAGGUGGAGAUGGAGAUGGAGAGGAUUAAUCAGCGCCUCAAUCACCUUUCUGAUCACGUGUUCCAGAGCGCGGCAGAACGGUCCGUGAGUUCUAGCUCUGGUUUGAAUAUUUAA
Bolinopsis microptera is the source of this 2186-nucleotide messenger RNA. RefSeq lists its product as uncharacterized. The coding region runs from base 75 to 2186 and encodes 703 amino acids. Gene Ontology annotation, molecular function: protein binding. The transcript is spliced from 2 exons. The record is from RefSeq and is a predicted model, not a curated record. NCBI's taxonomy places the organism in Eukaryota, Metazoa, Ctenophora, Tentaculata, Lobata, Bolinopsidae.